AUGUCAGCAGAAGAAUUUAAAGCCCAAGGUAACCAAUACUUCGCAGCUAAGGAUUUCACCAAAGCUAUUGAGUAUUUUACAAAAGCCAUUGAGGCAUCACCAACACCAAAUCAUGUUUUGUAUUCCAAUAGGUCAGCAUCGUAUGCAUCGUUGAAGAAUUUCAAAAAGGCUUUAGAAGAUGCUGAAGAAUGUGUCAAGGUUAACGAUUCAUGGGCUAAGGGAUAUAAUCGUGUCGCCUCUGCCCAACACGGAUUAGGUAACUUAGAUGAAGCUAAAACUUCGUAUAAGAAGGCAUUAGAAUUAGACUCGAACAAUGCCAUGGCCAAGGAUGGAUUAAAGAGUGUCGAAGAUAGUGAGAGAUCUAGAAACUCCCAGCCUGAUAUGGGCUUAGGAGCUAUGUUCUCUGAUCCUAACUUGAUUACGAACUUGAAGAAUAACCCAAAGACUAGUGAAUUGAUGAAGGACCCAGAAUUAGUUCAAAAGGUUGUUAACAUGCAAACGAAUCCACAAGCGAACGCAACCCAGUUUUUGAGUGACCCAAGAUUGAUGACCAUUAUGGCCACCUUGAUGGGUAUUGACAUGGAUGCUCCUGAACCACCACAACAACAACAGCCUUCUCAAUCGGCCCCAAAGUCUGAAACAAAACAAGAGCCAAAGUCUGAACCAAAGAAAGAGUCUGCUCCAGAACCAAAGGAUGUUGAAAUGGAAGAUGUAUCAUCUUCGUCUAAGGCCGAUGCUGAUGCUGCAAAAGCGGAAGGUAAUAAGUUGUACAAACUGAAAAAAUUCGAUGAAGCAAUUGAACAAUACAAUAAGGCUUGGGAAUCGCAUAAUGACAUUACUUACUUGAACAAUCGUGCUGCUGCAGAAUAUGAAAAGGGUGAUUAUGAUACUGCCAUUAAAACUUGCGAAACUGCUAUUGAACAAGGUAGGGAGGUAAGAGCUGAUUAUAAGCUUAUUGCUAAGUCUUUUGCAAGAUUAGGAAAUACCUACUUGAAAAAGAACGAUUUACAGUCUGCUGUUAAGUACUUUGAUAAAUCUUUGACUGAACAUAGAACCCCUGAUAUUUUGAAUAAAUUAAGAGCUACUCAAAGAGAUAUAAAGAUUCAAGAAGCAUUAAGCUAUGUUGAUCCAGAAAAAGCUGAAGAAGCUAGAUUACAAGGUAAGGAAUACUUUACUAAAGGUGAUUGGCCUAACGCGGUGAAAGCUUAUACUGAAAUGGUUAAGAGAGCUCCUGAAGAUGCAAGAGGUUAUUCUAACAGAGCUGCAGCAUUAGCUAAAUUAAUGUCGUUCCCUGAUGCUGUUCAAGAUUGUAACAAAGCUAUUGAAAAGGAUCCAUCGUUUAUCAGAGCUUAUAUUAGAAAGGCUAAUGCCCAAUUGGCUAUGAGAGAAUAUUCUCAAGUUAUGGAGACCUUAAAUAUUGCUAGAGAAAAGGAUUUAGAAGUUGGUGAAGGUAAGAAUGUUUCUGAAAUUGACCAAUUAUUUAACAAGGCUCUGUCACAAAGAUUCCAAGCCCUCGAAGGCGAAACACCGGAACAAACUAUGGAAAGAGUUUCAAGGGAUCCUGAAAUUGUUGGUAUUUUACAAGACCCUGUUAUGCAAGGUAUUUUAGGGCAAGCAAGAGAAAACCCUGCUGCUUUACAAGACCACAUGAGAAAUCCAGAGGUUAGUAAGAAGAUUAAUAUGUUAAUAGCUGCUGGUGUAAUUCGUACCAGAUAA
Molecule: messenger RNA, 1716 nt
Organism: Debaryomyces hansenii CBS767
Lineage: Eukaryota; Fungi; Ascomycota; Pichiomycetes; Serinales; Debaryomycetaceae
Gene: STI1
Product: Hsp90 cochaperone
Exons: 1
Coding region: 1-1716 (571 amino acids)
Molecular function (GO): Hsp90 protein binding
Source: RefSeq, a predicted model, not a curated record